CUGGGUUUUUCAGUUGACUAACGGAGGUUCUUGUAAGAGCCCCAGUCGCUUCCUCUUCAGCAAUGGCUUCCUCUUCUUCGUCGUCGAAAGGCCGCUAUCACGCCGAUCGCACCAUUUUCAUUCGGCCCAUCAUGGAUAGCCUAUCGAAUCUGGAACUCCAAGUCUCUAGCUACCAGGUUUCAGAUAUAGAUGACCGUGAUCAGCCUCACAAUCAGGUCAAGAAGUUGUGCCGGGAACUCACUUACAUCAGAUCUGCCUUCUUAAAGCUCGAUUCUUUCGGGAGUCAUGUCGGGGACAGGCUGUCCCAGCUGGAAAACUGCGUCAAUGAUGUUCUCAAGGGUGGUCCCGCCUCAGCCGACCACAUUCAAUCGGAGCUUCAUCCUCUCGCCAGCAAAAUCGCCGAUUUGAAAGCCCUGCUUCUUCUGUUGCCCCAAGUGAGCUCUAGUCGUCCCCAUACCAAUAAGAUAGAGCUAACUAACAAUGGGAUUUAUAGCCAUAAUAAGUUAUUUGAGCAAACUACGGACGAUGGUGGCAGUUCCCUGCAGGAGGAACUCCUUGCGGACCUAAACGAUCUAGCGAAGCAGCUCCUGCCGUAUUUCGCAGCCUUUCCGCUCGGCAAGGUCAUCAGCAAGAGAGUCCUGAAGAAUUGGUGGCUUGGAGAUGCAGAAGCUCUAUUGCGACUUCCUCCUGACGAAGCAGAGAAUAAGGCGGAUCGAGUACUCGAGGACCUGGUGUCGAGGUGUGUGAUUGAAGCAGUGAGGAAGCAGCGCAGACUGGUGGGGUUCAGGAUAUCCCAUCGUUGGGUUCACUUUGCAGUGGUUAGGUUUGCAGAGUCACAAAAGUUCUUUGCGUUCGACUCCAUGGGAAAUCCUACUAUGGAGCUGCAGACAUGGUUGCAGAGGGUGUGUUUGGUUCAGACUAAAGAUGGAAGGCCUUCUCUGGGUAACAACUACUCAAAUGCAGGUCUCGAUAAACUCGUGACCGUGUUCAAUAUAGGCGAGCCAUACCCGUACAUCAAACCAGAGUUCUUCUCUAAGGCAAAGGGUAUCAGAGUUAUCAGUCUCGGAAAGUGGCAGAUCAGCAAUGACUGCCACAUUGAAGUAGAGAGCACUGAAUUUCUCAAAGGCCGGAAGAGCUUGAGGGAUUUGAGGCUGUUCAGUCUCCGGGGUGUUUCAAGAGUGUUUGAGCUUCCUGAUGCUCUGUGCAACCUCAGCUCUUUGACAAUGCUCGACUUGAAUGCCUGCCACAGCCUCGAAGAGCUGCCCGCUGGGAUAGGCUCCCUCAAGAAUCUGAUUUAUUUGGACAUCUCAGGGUGUUACUUGCUGGAAAAGAUGCCCAAGGGAUUGGCCUCCCUCUAUGAACUCAGGGUACUCAAAGGAUUCUUGAUCAUCAACAGCACAAAUGAAUCAUCUUCUUGCAAGUUCAAGGACUUGGCAGGGUUGAAGAAACUGAAAAAGCUGAGUAUCAACGCAAACAGGAGGGAUUUCCCGGGAGAAGAUGACCUUGAUACUUUCCGUAAAUUUUGGCUAUUUCAUGGGGAGGCAAAUCCAUAUUGAAGAAGCCAGAUGGACAAGCUGUUCAAGCCAACAGUACAUCCAACCCAGAGGAGUCAGUAAUCCAAUCCGAGCAAGCUAAUAGUUCCCCAAACCCAAACCUAGAAUUACAAUCCACCGAAGCUAAUAUUCAGUCGAACACUGGGGUAAAUGCUUCAGGUCAUCUUGAAGACUCCGCAGCAGAACCAAGAAAGUCAAAUGACAACAAUCCUCUUGGUAUGAAGGAUAAUCAAGAGGGAACCACUCGUGCAGCAGAAUCAAAACCAAAACUGAGGGGUGUCAGAAAUCAAGAUACUGCCCAUGAUGUUGCUGAUGAAGAAAUAGGUCCGUGGCAAAUGGAAGGGACCAGUAAUACUGGAGAAAUAGUUGCAGAAACCGAGUCUACACGAGAAGGGGAUUCUGCCAGUGUAGUCGAUGCUGGAAAUACAGUUAAGAGAAAGGACGGUGCUGUGAAACAGGAGCCAGUCAGAGCAGUUGGUACAGGAGAUAAGGCGAAACAACCUCGGAGGACGGAGACAACAAAGAAUCCGAUUAAGAAAUUACUUUCAAAUUUAACUUUGACAAAGUCGGGAGCUGAGGCAGAUCUCAAGCAUAAUGAGAUCUUUCUGAGUUUAGAGAAGUUGAAUCUCCAAUGUUAUCCUAAGGAGACAGCUCCGGAUUGGUUGAUACCUCGGAACAUGAAGAACCUGAAAAAGUUAUACAUAGUUGGUGGUAAGCUCCGCACUCUUGAUAAAGUUCAGGGCAGCAGAGCCUGGAAAGUCGAGAUAUUACGGCUGAAGUUCUUAGAGGAGCUGGAGACAAAUUGGGAAGAUCUGCAAGCUUUGUUUCCUGAGCUGAUCUACUUGGAGAAAGUCCAACAUGAGAGGGAGAAUGUCCAACAUGAGAAGCUUACUACCUUCAAACGCAACAAGAAGAGAGAUUGGGUGGAGGAAACAAGGGACUAUGUAUUACAAUUUCACGAGGACCUACCAAUUAAGAUGGAGAUUGGUUUCAGUGAGUAGGAGGGAGGCUUCGACACACCCUCUGGCCAACUCUUUCUGCUUUGGAUGUUUCAUAUGCAAAAUAACUAGUUACAUUAGGUCUCGUGCACUGUCAGACAGACAUGGGUCACCUUUUUAACCAAACCAUAUUGAUAUUUGGCAUGAGCAAAUGUAAUUGAUUGUCGUCUUUCUUGGGUUUUCUGUAUGAGGGGUUCCCCUGAUAAUAUUCAGAGGGAUGUGUCGUAUAUUAUUAUUGACAGUAAAGAUUAGUUUGGGUCAACAGAAGCAUCGGACGCUUGAUUGUUGCUGCUGUACGAAGAUUGGAACCAUUUUUUUCUCAGUUAA
Molecule: messenger RNA, 2878 nt
Organism: Punica granatum (pomegranate)
Lineage: Eukaryota; Viridiplantae; Streptophyta; Magnoliopsida; Myrtales; Lythraceae
Source: RefSeq, a predicted model, not a curated record